AUAAUAACGAGCGUUAAUUGACGGAGAAGCUCGGCGAAUUCAGCCAGGGCCAUUGGCAGCAGUAGGUCGCGCCAGAUCUGGGUGCAACAUUCAAUUUUCCGUGUCGCGAAUAAUAAACCUAAAAAUCGCGACAGUGCGCCGUCCAACAGGAGCGCCCACUGACAAUCGUCGACGGCCGUCCGGUGUUGCCCAUUUCCGUUGGGCAUUUGCUCUCAUUUAAUUUUCCAUUCACCGGAAAAUUUUUACUCCGAGUAAUCACAAAAGCGCGUGACAAUACCGCGUGUAAACAUCAACAGAGGCUUGUUCUCCCCCUCCAGUGACGAAAGUUUAGUGGCGAGCGAGUCGAACGGUGUUCAAUGAUAAUCGUCGCGAUACUUAUUACCCCGACACAUCGUGAACGCAGUUAUUGAGACGUCGGACUCCACCGGAGACGCGCGAACAACUGGUGUUUGGGCUUUGCUGGGACGUGGGAGAGGUGAAAACGUUUAAAUCAAAGGGAUUAAUUGUGCAUUCGGGAAAUGGGCCAAUGGAGACGUAGCGCGGGCCUGUCGUAACAUCCAUUGGACAGAGUGAUUAUCGUUUGUUGAGAAGAGGUGAAAAAAAGAAGAGGGGCUCUCGGGACAGGACUGACAGUGUCUUUAAUGUCUCGUAGUUUUCUCCUCACAUGUUGUGAGGCGAUCCUCGGUGACUGGUCACCACUUGCGGAGACUUUUGAAUUUAUUGUGCGAAGUUGUUGAGGGAAGAUGGAGUCCGAUCAGUCGUACAGUGUCAGGGGUUUGCGGCCGCACGAGGAGACCAGGAGCCGGAGGGUGUCCAUCAGCGAUCAGGUUGUCGGGAUCGAUAAUCCGGUGUUUGAACACAAUCGGAGGAUUAGUGCGACCUCACAGCACGAUUCGGAAUCCGCCAGGAAGAAGUCUAUUCUGCAUCACAGCAAUGGGGAAAGUGUCGAGAAUUUACCGCAGUUCAAGUUUGAUCUUGAGAAUGGCAGGAUCAAUGGACAGAGUAGGAAAAAAUCGGCUAUGAGCUUGUCCAGCUCCAUACGGGAUAAAAUUGAGUACACGGAGGAGUUGAAAAGUUCAUGGUUGUAUCUAUUCUGCGCCCGCUGUCACGGACCCGAUGACACCCCAUCCUGGGAGCCACCAGGCUGGCGACGUGCCUGUCCGCGUCCCUUCUGCCCGACAUACAGAAAAUUUGCCCGAAUACUGUGUCUCUUUCUACUCGGUAUAAUGGCAUGGGGCAUAACGUACUCACUCGUCGGUGCGGAUGCAGCACCAGGUGGUCCACUAUUUAGUUUAGCAUGCUUAGCAAUAGCAGCACAUUUUGCCGGCUGGAUUUUCUCACUAACGACACUGCCGGCCCUCAUUGGUAUGCUGUUCACUGGUAUCAUAAUGCAGAAUGUUGGACUCGUCCACAUUGAGGGAUAUGCUCAUGUUGUCGCUAAUCUUCGGAAGAUCGCUCUGGUGAUUAUCCUCACACGAGCGGGACUGGAUCUGGAUCCGCACGCCGUCAGGCGGCAGAGGAUCACGAUGCCGAAGAUUGGGCUGGUUCCGUGGCUCGUGGAGGCCGUUGUCGUGACAGUAAUGAGCAAGUACCUCCUGGAUUUACCUUGGAUCUGGAGUUUGCUGAUUGGGAGUGUCGUUGCGGCGGUAUCGCCGGCUGUUAUCGUGCCCUGUCUCUUCAGACUGAGGAGCAAGGGGUAUGGGGUGGCUAAGGGAAUCCCAACAUUGAUUAUCGGGAUAUCUGGUAUUGAUGAUGCUGUUUCGGUCGCUGGCUUCGGUAUUCUGAAGAGUGUUCUAUUCUCCAAUGAUGCUCUGUGGUAUCAAAUACUCCAGGGACCAUUGGCUAUUGUUGGGGGACUCGGGUUUGGUGCCCUUUGGGGGUGUUUGGCGAAAUACGUUCCUGAGAAAGGAGAUCCAUUUAUGGUACCUCUCAGAGUGCUAAUGCUCCUCGUCGGAGGCCUCCUCGCAGUGUUCGGUAGCGAAGCCAUCGAACUCGGCGGAGCUGGACCACUGGCCGUCGUUGCCGCUGCCUUCGUCAGCUGCUACUUCUGGCAGCAGGAGGGGUGGGACAUCGACGAUAAUCCAGUGACAAUAUCCUUCGAGAUCUUUUGGAUGAUCUUCGAGCCAAUUUUGUUCAGUGUCACUGGCACCCAAAUAAAGAUAAACGAGUUAGAUGGGCCCACAGUGUACCUCUGCAUAGCCUGUUUAGUCGCUGGAAUUAUCCUCAGGAUUUUCGCGACAGUCUUGGUUGGCGUUGGUUCGCGAUUAAAUCUCAAGGAAAAAAUAUUCAUAGCCCUUGCCUGCAUGGCGAAGGCAACGGUCCAGGCUGCACUGGGUCCUGUUACACUCGAUCAAAUAAACAGAAGUGAUACCGACGCUGUGAGAUACGCCGAGACAACCCUGACACUCUGCGUUCUAUCGAUUAUUCUAACAGCUCCAACUGGGGCUAUAAUUAUCUCACUCACUGGUCCAAGAUUGCUCACCAAAACUACCGAGCUCGUUGUGCCGCAGGAAGGAUGGAGAUCCCGGAAGCAUUCUAUCAGGGACAUUUCUAUUAUCAACGAGGAUCCAGACCUCGAGGAGAGUGCUGAUAGCAAACCCUGAUUCCUCGGGUGGAUGCUUAUCUCAUUUCUAUUGUACGAUUUUUGUGAAUCAUUUUUUCUCUCGUUUCGUCAUUGAGGAGCCAAUCUGUACAUAUUAACAUUUACAUCAGUGUGUAGAUACGUAUUGCAUUGAUUGUUAAUCAAUUUUUUGAAUCUGUGUAAUGGUUAUUGCAUUGUUUCGUCUCCGGUUAAUCGGGGGUUUAGGUGUAAUAAAGAUAUUGUUUUUAUCCGUU
This is a messenger RNA of Diachasma alloeum, 2835 nucleotides long. It is a transcript of the gene Nha1, whose product is annotated as sodium/hydrogen exchanger 9B2. Gene Ontology annotation, biological process: proton transmembrane transport. Gene Ontology annotation, molecular function: antiporter activity. The transcript is spliced from 6 exons. Gene Ontology annotation, cellular component: membrane. The record is from RefSeq and is a predicted model, not a curated record. NCBI's taxonomy places the organism in Eukaryota, Metazoa, Arthropoda, Insecta, Hymenoptera, Braconidae. The coding region runs from base 744 to 2603 and encodes 619 amino acids.